AUGUCCUCUACUGAAAGCUCUGAUAUUCAAUUUGCGCUUAAUAUUAAACAUUCCUUUUAUGAAGAGGUGUUAAGAAUCGUACCUCCUUACCCCUUAACACUAACAGUAGAGGAGUUAGUUUCUCCUUCGUUCACUUCUCGGCGCGCGUCGCAAUACUGGAGAAACCCUGAAACGUCGAAACCACCGAGGCCGCCCAAUGCGUAUAUUUUAUUUCGAAAAAACUAUCACGCAGAAGUUAAACAAUCAGGAAAACACGUCACACUUAAAGAAAUUUCGAAUUUAACCUCUCAAAAAUGGGAGAUCCAAAACACGUCAGUGAAGUAUUAUUUCGAAAUUCUCGCUGAAGCAGCGAGAGAAAAGCACAUUGAACGAUACCCAAAAUAUAAAUAUUCCCCUAAGAGAAAAAAUAAAUCAAAGGAAAUAUCGAAAAAUAAUAUCGAGGCCAAUACUGGCCAAACCUUUCCGAAUCUCGAUUUGCCCCUGAAUGGGGCUUAUUAUAUCGAAAAUUAUAAUACGAUGAAUAACGAAAAUGAAAUUUUUAUCAAAAAUUAUAAUACGACGAAUAACGAAAAUGAAAUUUUUUUCAAAAUGCUUUAUGAAUGUACAUAUUUAUAUUAA
This is a messenger RNA of Racocetra persica, 618 nucleotides long. Lineage: Eukaryota; Fungi; Glomeromycota; Glomeromycetes; Diversisporales; Gigasporaceae. The record is from the annotation of a GenBank genome assembly.